Molecule: messenger RNA, 436 nt
Organism: Erigeron canadensis
Lineage: Eukaryota; Viridiplantae; Streptophyta; Magnoliopsida; Asterales; Asteraceae
Product: stress-associated endoplasmic reticulum protein 2-like
Exons: 3
Coding region: 105-311 (68 amino acids)
Biological process (GO): endoplasmic reticulum unfolded protein response
Cellular component (GO): endoplasmic reticulum
Source: RefSeq, a predicted model, not a curated record
AAAUGUGCAACUAAACCUUGUCUAUCUUUUACCAUCAAAGCAUUAGAAGAAGAAUUGUACCGAGUCCAAAUAUUUACCAAUCUCUCUGCACUUCUAGUACAACCAUGACUACAUCAAGGCGUCUUGCGGAUAAGAAGGUGGGGAAGUUCGAAAAGAACAUAACCCGUCGUGGAUCUGUCCCGGAAACAUCCACCAAGAAGGGAACCAGUUAUCCUGUUGGUCCUGUUAUGCUUGGCUUCUUUGUCUUUGUUGUCAUCGGAUCAUCUUUGUUUCAGAUCAUCAGAACAGCUACAAGUGGGGGAAUGGCUUGAAGAUCAAAUACAAUAUCAUUGUUACUAGCAUCAUCUGUAUUGAAAUUUCCUUACAUACAUAUACAUAGAGAUACAUAACCCAUUGUUUCUUCACUUUUGAUAUAUUUGAAUUUGCUUAACCCUCA